AUGGAGAAGCAGCCGGAGAAGCAAGCCGCCGCCGAGCCCGCGGACUCCGGAGGGGAAGGCGGGGCGGGCGGGCCGCCACAGGUCGCCGGCGCCCAGGCGGCGCGCAGCGAGGACCGCAUGACCCUGCUGCUCAGGCUGAGAGCACAGACAAAACAACAACUCUUAGAGUAUAAGUCGAUAAUUGAUGCAAAUGAAGAAAAAGCUCCACAACAAAUCAUGCAAGAAAAGCAAAUUGAAGCUAAAAUUGAAGACCUGGAAAAUGAAAUUGAAGAGGUAAAAAUUGCUUUUGAAAUGAAAAAUCUUGCAUUAGACAGGAUGCAACUUUCAACUGCGCUUAAAAAAAACCUGGAAAAAAUUGACACCAAAACUAGUGUGCUCAUGGAUAACAUGAAACAUGUAUUAAAACUAAAUAAAUUAAUAAUGAAAUCACAACAGGAGUCUUGGGAUUUAGAGGAAAAACUGCUUGAUGUUAGAAAGAAGAGACUGCAAUUAAAACAAGCUUCAGAAAGUAAGCUUUUAGAAAUACAGACUGAAAAGAACAAACAGAAAGAUGAUUUGGACAGUAUGGAAAAUUCGGACAAGAUAAAGACCAUACAACAAAACCUACAGAAGGAGAUACAAAUUACUACAGUUAUUCAACAUGUGUUCCAGGGCCUCAUUUUGGGGAGUAAAGCCAAUUGGGCAGAGGAUUCUGCCUUUAAGGAAACUGUUCUGCAGCUUGAGAAGAAUCUCACCACAAUCUAA
This is a messenger RNA of Cynocephalus volans (Philippine flying lemur), 744 nucleotides long. It is a transcript of the gene CENPH, whose product is annotated as centromere protein H. The transcript is spliced from 9 exons. The coding region runs from base 1 to 744 and encodes 247 amino acids. Gene Ontology annotation, biological process: kinetochore assembly; chromosome segregation; mitotic spindle organization. The record is from RefSeq and is a predicted model, not a curated record. Lineage: Eukaryota; Metazoa; Chordata; Mammalia; Dermoptera; Cynocephalidae. Gene Ontology annotation, cellular component: nucleus; kinetochore. Gene Ontology annotation, molecular function: kinetochore binding.